UUUAGGGGUACAAGUAGCCGAGCUCAUAUUCGAGCUGCUAAUCUCUCUGUACCUCUGGACCCUCUCUAACAGUACAGCCUGUUCUACUUCUCCUAGCUCGCGUAGGUACUAUAUCAUAGUUCACUGCUUCCUUUUGCAGCCUAUAAAGGACAGGACGGGAGGAAACAGUUCGUCUAGCCCAAGUUUGGAAUGUACAAAGCUCAAUAGUUCAGUCAGAGCCAAGAACGUUGCUACGAGGAGACUAAAGAGCCAGUGAAGGCCUUACUUCUUAUUGGAGACUGGUAAAGAGUUUGAGGAACGUUAUCAUGAAUACUGACAUUGACAACAGCUUGGUUGGACUUUCACAGGAAAAGAUGCAGAAAGUAUCUUCUUUUAGGACAACUGCUAAUGCCACUCUAGCCAAGACCUCGCUGCCCUCCAUGACGGUUGGACAAGCUGUCAAAUAUUUAUAUGCAUCAAAAUUCGAUUCAAAAAAAGCUGAAGAUAUUUUCCAUCGCUAUCAAGAUUAUUAUAAGGAGUUCAGUCUAUCGGAUCUUGCGCUAAACAAACAUUCACUUAAUACAGAGAUCAGGUCAAAGAAACUAGAGAUACUGGGAGCUCGUGACAAUGAUGGAGCUCAGAUCCUACUGUUCACAGUAAAGAAGCACAAAGGAGGAGAGAGCAAGACUGCAGUCCAGCUUCUCUUCCUACUCUUAGAUCAGAUAUCAGAGAGCAAUGGGACCAUGACCAAAGGAGUGACACUACUGGUUGACCUUCAGGAGUGUCCCCAGACUGUGUGUGACAUGAAAUAUGUCACUACAAUAUUCAAUAUAUUAAAUGGUGGCUAUCCCUUAUACUUGAAUAUGGUGUACAUACUGGAGGCUCCUUCGUGGUUUAAGAUGUCACGUGAGCCGGUCUAUCAGAGCUUAAGCAAAGCUGGAAAGGUAAAGAUGCUUUCCCUAAUUGAUCUAUCAUCAGUGAUGUCCCCCUCGUCUCUACCCACUAAUCUUAAGUUUCCUUUCAAGCCGUCAGCUUCAUCAGGUUCUUCGGCUAAUGCCUCUCCCUCACGGAAUAAGUCUCCGCCCAAGUCUAACCCUCCAGUAGCCCCGCCCCCUAGAGUCGACAAGCCGAUGAAGAAGCAGCUCUCUGAGCCAACGAUAGCUCAACAAAAAGCAGAAGAAGAGUCGGAGGCCAUGAGCGGUGUUAAUGUGAGCAAGAUGAUGCAAGUGUUUCAAGGUCAGGCCUCAACCUCUCCCCCUCCUCCUCCCCCUCAUGCUGCCAAAGCACACCCACUAGGAAGAGGAGGGAAGCUACCUCAAGUUAACGGUACAGCCCAUCAACACAGCAACCAGAAACACUCGAAACCAUUUGGAGCAAGUCCUGCUUAUCCCCUUCAGCCUCCAAAGACCAGUAGUAGUAGCAGUGGUGGUGGUGGGGUACCUCAAUAUGACGUAGUGGGUCCCUCUCCAUCCAACACUUCCCCCGUUAGGAACGUGUCCCCUCCCUCAAAAUAUCCUCCUCUAUUCCCUCCUCCCUCCUCCGUUCCUCCUCCCUCUUACUCAGCUCCUCCUCCUCCUCCCCCCUCUUCCUCUAAACCCUCUAGACCGGUUGUCUCUCAUAAGCCGGUCUGGUUGAAGUCCUCCAAAGUUCCUGAUACUGAGGAAGUGCUCGCUCACGUCUCAUACUCGGCUGAAGAGGUUGGGCCCCUUCAUGAUGAUGAAGACUCAAUAGAUGGUCCCAUGUCUCGAGAUGAUUCUGAGAUCAGCUCCAGCAGUAGUGGAAUGAGCUCGUCAAACAAGCAAAAAUUCUCUCCUUCGGUCGGGAAAAGAUUUUUUGCUAAUUUUGGAGCUGAAGGUCUUUCUAAGGUUGGCGGAGCCGGAAAUAAGAUUGCACAGGUUUUUAAAAAGAAGGGGGCGGAGUCUGAUAAGAAACAAACUUCAGCAGCUUCUACUGAUGAAGACUUCUCUGCUGACUCAGGAGAAGGAGGAGUAGCUAGUAAAAAGGUGGAGAAAUCCGGUAAAUCCCGUGUCCCAGUAAAGAUAUUUGGAAACAAGAAAGAAGCACCGGAUCAAAUUGAUUUAGCUGUCAAGAGUGAUAACCAUGCCUCCGGCCAGACUCCUCCUAUGUCUAAAUCAAGCCGCUCUCACUUGACACAAUACGACAGUGUAUCAGUCAAACCAACCAGACCGAUGGAAAAAAUUGCGGCCCACGAUACAAACCAUGCCCAAGCCCCACCUACCCAAACACAUCCUUACAAGGUAACUGUGAUACGAGACAAGGGUCCUUUGUCGCCUCCUCCUUUAAAGACUGCUCCUCCGGAAUAUGCUGCCAUUCAGAAACCUCAUCCAUCGAAACACGCCCAUCGUUCAUUGACCCCACCCCCUUCCCUCCCUCCUCAGUACAGUGAUGAUGCUUUAUUGGAUGAUGAGGAUGAGAGAGUGGGUGUGGCUCCAUUGCAUCCCAAGAGACCAGACAAGAGGAACGCUUAUGAAAACAUAUGCUUUACAGUUGAUGAAGACGAGGGUGAGAUUUUAAGUGCUGAGUCAACAAGAAAGGACGAGAUAAUAUACGAGAACUUUGGUCCUGAUAAAGGGAACAGGUUCAUGAGUGCGAGUGAGCUUGAGGCCUAUGUGAACGAGAAGGGGAUCAGAGGAUUGUCUGAAGAGUAUUUUAAAAUAAAGAAUGAGCCAGUCACUGGAAAAGCUGAUUAUUUCAGGUUGCCGUGUAAUUCAACUAAGAAUCGUUACAAAGACGUCAUUUGCUAUGACAGCACUAGAGUCACACUCAACUCCAUCCCUGAUACUGAGGGUUCUGACUAUAUACAUGCUAACUAUUGCAAUGGAUACCAAAAGCCAAAGGGAAUUAUCCUAACACAAGGUCCACUCAAGAGAACUGUCAAUGACUACUGGAGGAUGCUUUGGGAGAAGGAAGUGUUUGUGAUUGUUAUGGCCACCAAAUGUGUUGAGAUGCGUAAGUUAAAGUGUGCCCAGUAUUGGCCAGAUGGUCUCAACACUGUUGCUCAGUUUGGUGACAUUAGUGUGUCUGUUGUCAAUGACGUGGUGGAAGGAGCCUAUCAAUUCAGACAGUUUGUGGCAUAUAAAAAUGGCGAAACAAGACACCUAAUGCACUACCAGUUCCUGGGCUGGCCUGAUUACGGUGUACCUGAGAAUGGCUCUGAUGUCAUCGACGUCCUUGACGCUGCCCGCAGCAUGCAGGGAUGCUUCUCAGAGUAUGUCACUGACCCUGAUCGAUUCCCACUGCAUGGUCCCCCAAUGGUGAUACAUUGCUCCGCUGGCAUAGGGAGGAGUGGGACCUUUGCUUCAUUGGAUUAUUGUAUUGAUGAGUUACGAAUGACUAAUAAGGUUAAUGUUCAGGAGUGCGUGAGGCUUUUACGGCAGCAGAGAGCCUUCUCGAUUCAAACUGAUGAGCAGUAUGCCUUUUGUUAUAAAACUGUUUUGGAGUACGCCCUGUAUCUCAAAGCCGCCUUGAAGAGGUGAUGCUUGUGUUUUUUCUUUCUACGUUUUUCUUUUCUCCUUUCUCCCUGUUCAGUUUUGUGUUUCUCCCCCUCUUUUCAUUCCUUUUUCUCUCUCCAUAGCAUUUAUGGUUGUAAUAUAUAUAAUUCUAAUUUUGGCUCUGUCUGAGCUUUGUUGGAUGAAAUCAAUGUUUUACUUCUUAUUGCUUUCUAUUAUUUAGUCUUUUUUUUAUUAUUUUUAACCUGAUUUCACUGCAAGCAAUAAACUUUGAAAUUAUGAUGUAUUUUACUUAUGAUCAUUAUCAUUAUUAUUGUUAUUAAUGCUGUUUAUAUCAACUUUGCCAAUGAUGAAUGAUAAAGGCCA
Molecule: messenger RNA, 3815 nt
Organism: Amphimedon queenslandica
Lineage: Eukaryota; Metazoa; Porifera; Demospongiae; Haplosclerida; Niphatidae
Exons: 13
Coding region: 306-3476 (1056 amino acids)
Biological process (GO): protein dephosphorylation
Molecular function (GO): protein tyrosine phosphatase activity
Source: RefSeq, a predicted model, not a curated record